AGGAGGCAUCAGUUCUACAGGAGACUUGGAACCAUGAGGACCUUUGUGUGUGUGCUGGUGGUGCUCGGCGCGGUGUCAGCCCAGGAAGCCACUGACCCCUCUGCCAUUGUGGACGUCAACACUGUCGCCAUUGAUGCAGGAGCCACCGCCACUGCUGACGCUGGGGCCGCUGCUGCUCCCGCCACUGCCUCCGCCUCCGCCUCCGCCGCCGCCGCUGCUGGAGGUCUCGCUAACCGUGGCACUGUUGGCUUGACGCUCGGCCCUGCUUUCUACGGCCCUGGACUGCAGAACCCCACAGCCAUCGCGCCCAACAAGAAUAUCGUGACCAUCCUGCAGAAUUAUCUCAGGACCUCAGGAAAUACCGACCUUCGUGUGUUCGUGGACGUCGAUGGCGCCAUGCACUUCACCAACCAGUUCGGCCAGGAGACAGAGGUGCUGGAUCCCACUAUCAACGAGUUCCUGGAGCUGGGCGCUGACCCCUUCGAAAUGCAGGAGCGCCUUACUGAACUCCGCCAGCAGUCCCUCGAGCAAGCCAUCCUUCGCUGCGAGACAGAGAUGAGGCAGCGUUACUUCACUGACCCCGCCUCCUUCACCCCUGCUCUUCUUAAGGGCCUCAACAUCCCUGCCGCUGGUGGUGCUGGUGGUGCUGCUGCUGUGGGUGUUGGUGCUCGUGCUGUUGUGGCGUAAUCAGCAUUCCACAGCACUCCAUAUCACUCUAGUAGUUAAUUUUCUCCUACCUUCUUAUGUCCUCUUCUCUCCUCCAGUUUCUUGCUUCCUGUGGCUAGCACGUAUACUAUUAUAAUCCACAUGUGCCUUCCCUUGUACUUAUCUAAGGCUCAUGUGCUCCUGCAGUAUUUGUAACUUAUUACAAUAAAUGAUAUUCGUA
Messenger RNA from Portunus trituberculatus (swimming crab), 886 nucleotides. RefSeq lists its product as uncharacterized. NCBI's taxonomy places the organism in Eukaryota, Metazoa, Arthropoda, Malacostraca, Decapoda, Portunidae. The transcript has 3 exons. The record is from RefSeq and is a predicted model, not a curated record. The coding region runs from base 34 to 687 and encodes 217 amino acids.